Molecule: messenger RNA, 441 nt
Organism: Hydra vulgaris (swiftwater hydra)
Lineage: Eukaryota; Metazoa; Cnidaria; Hydrozoa; Anthoathecata; Hydridae
Source: RefSeq, a predicted model, not a curated record
AUGGCUGAUGUUUCACCGUGUCUUAAGAAAAAUGACCCAACAAAUAAGGCUAACCAUCGCCUUAUAAGUAUUCUAUCCGUUCUCGCCAAAGUUUUUGAAAUGAUCGUUUAUGAACAGAUUUUGUUAUUUAUGGAGCCAAAAUUUGACAAACUUUUGUGUGGUUUUCGUAGAGGUUAUAGUACUCAGCAUACACUUAUUUUUUUACUUAAUGAAUUGCAUGAAUGCAUUAACAAUGGAAGUAUUGUUGGGACAUUAUUAAUGGAUCUAUCUAAAGCGUAUGAUUUCAUUCCGCAUGACAUAGUUAUUUCUAAAUUAGAGGCGUAUGGUUUCUCUAAUGAAAGUCUUAAAUUUCUUAUAUCGUAUAUUAGUGGUCGUAAACAAAAGGUAAGGAUAGGACCUUCUGUUUCUAAUUGUGAUAAUAUUCUAUCGGGAGUGUCUUAA